AGGGUCUCUCAAAAGCCCAAAAUACUUCCAAGUUGGGGCUCGUUCUUCGUUUCCAGCCAUCCAUCGCCGACUGAUUUCAGGGAACAAAUUUCUGACCACCGCAUUCAAAAUCAUUCCAUUUCUUCAAUUUUCCCGUUGACUUUCAAAUCAAUUGUUCCUUUGUUUUUUGAUCCCAUCCUUACCUUUUUCUUCGCACCUUUGAUCUCUUCCUUCUUAGGGUUUGGACCUCUUCUCCGUCGUCUCAGAUCCUCAAUUUCACCGCCUGUUCUUCUUAUUUUUAAGACCUCACACACAAUCUUUGUUCGUUGGAGCCCUGUUUAAUUCAGUUCGCGACAGCGCUUCGUUUGCUGUACUUCAGACUAUUUCGUCCUUUUUUUGGUUUCUGAGAUGUUUGAACUGCGGAGGAUCGGAAGGACGGUAUGAUUCUGUUCUUGUUUUCGAUUUCUUCGGUUUUGUGGUUGAAUUUAUCUUCCUGUUCAUUCGACUGUUCUUGCUGUUCGUUCUGGCCGGAAUCUUCAAAUUUCUGCUGUGAUUGGAUUUAGAAGAAGAAGAAUCUUCAAAUUUCUGCUGUUCAUUCGACUGUUCUUGCUGUUCGUUCUGGCUGGAAUUUUCAAAUUUCUGCUGAGAUUGUAUUUAGAAGAAUAAGAAUCUUCAAAUUUCUGCUGAGAUUGGAUUUAGAAGAAGAAGAAUCUUCAAAUUUCUGCUGUUCAUUCGACUGUUCUUGCUGUUCUUGUGGAUUUGUUUGUGGUGGAGAUGGAUAGGAACAGGCAGAAUGAGAAUUUGGGAGUGAAUAAAAUGGGGAAGAACAUUAGGAAGAGUCCAAUACAUCAGCCUAGUUUUGGUAAUACUGCUGCUAGGCCUCAACCCCAGCCACAAAUUUACAAUAUAAGUAAGAAUGAUUUUCGGAAUAUUGUGCAGCAGCUUACAGGCUCACCAUCUCAGGAACCUCCUCCUCCUUCUCCUCCUCCUAGAGCUCCACAAAAUCCUCCAAGACCCCAAAGUAUGCGUUUGCAGAGAAUUAGACCUCCUCCGUUAACGCCGAUGAAUCGACCGAACAUGCCUGCUCCUCCUGUUCCUGGCUAUGUUCCUGUGCCUCCACCGCAGGGUUUAGUCAAUAACAAUAUGCAUAGGCCUGCUGCACAGUUUGCUCAGCCACCACCUCCAUUGGCACCGGGAGGAAACUCGCAUUGGCCGAACCCGGCUGCCGAGUCUCCUAUUUCGGCAUACAUGCGGUACCUUCAAAAUUCUAUGAUGAAUCCAUCUCCAGUAGCACAGCCACAGAUUCCUGGUCAAAUGCAUCCUCAAGCACCUCCAUCUGGUUUAUUGCCUAAUCCUAAUCCUAAUCCUAAUCCGCCUGUUCCUGCUCUUCCAUCCCCAAGAUUCAAUGGUCCUCCUCCACCCCCUAUGCCGAACUUGCCUUCACCGCACUGGAACGGUCCUGCCCUUUUACCGUCCCCGACUUCGCAGUUUCUAUUGCCUUCUCCAACUGGUUACUACAAUUUGUUGUCCCCUAAAUCACCCUAUCCAUUACUCUCACCAGGGAUACAGUUUUCUCCGCCAUUGACUCCUAAUUUUGCAUUUCCAGCCAUGCCUCAAUCCGGGAUCUUAGGUCCAGGGCCUCAUCCACCACCUUCCCCGGGUGUUAUGUUUCCAUUGUCUCCUUCAGGGUUUUUUCCUAUCAUGAGUCCAAGAUGGAGAGAUCAGUAAGGCACGCACGCACCCUCGUCGUCGUGUUAAUAGCUCCAUGUCUGCUGACAUUUUCAAGAUGGAUACCAAACUCAUGGUGUCAGCUAAGUAGCUCUACCCUUUUGCUGUUUCAUAUCUUUCUAUUAGUUCAAUUUUUUAACACUUUAAAUUGUAAAAUCCUUUUGCUUCUCAUUUUCGGUUUCCAAAAAUCUAAUUCUGUAACUUCUGUAAUGUUUUCUUUUUUCCUUUUAGGCAAAUUUGUAUUACUAUAUAUAACAGGAAGAACAGAGCUGUAGCAUUAGACAUAGGAUCAUAGAUGUCAAGUCGAUAGCUUGGUCGGUUGGGUCGGUCUAGUUGAAUAAUUGUCCAAUUCUCUGUAAGAUGAUGGAAUCAACAUUAUUUGGUAUCUGAGUUAUUUUUUUAGCUGGUUUAUAGAAGGAAAUGUGGUAAUACAUUUUUAUUGUUCUUUCCAAAUUAAGAACACCAUUUCGUGGCUUCAUAUUUCGUUUUAUGGA
Cucurbita pepo subsp. pepo (vegetable marrow) is the source of this 2201-nucleotide messenger RNA. Its product is annotated as protein HAIKU1. NCBI's taxonomy places the organism in Eukaryota, Viridiplantae, Streptophyta, Magnoliopsida, Cucurbitales, Cucurbitaceae. The record is from RefSeq and is a predicted model, not a curated record.